This is a messenger RNA of Gallus gallus (chicken), 2928 nucleotides long. RefSeq names its product solute carrier organic anion transporter family member 1B1 (gene SLCO1B1). The record is from RefSeq and is a predicted model, not a curated record. Bases 190 to 2307 code for a protein of 705 amino acids. Gene Ontology annotation, cellular component: membrane. The transcript is spliced from 15 exons. Gene Ontology annotation, biological process: bile acid and bile salt transport; transmembrane transport; sodium-independent organic anion transport. Gene Ontology annotation, molecular function: bile acid transmembrane transporter activity; protein binding. Lineage: Eukaryota; Metazoa; Chordata; Aves; Galliformes; Phasianidae.
AGUUCAGUUUGUAAAAGCCACAGAAGACAAUUUCUACAGCAGUGCUGAAAUUUCCUAUGGUGGGAUUCAUCUCUCCUGACUUUCUGCUGUCAAAAUCUGAUCUUGCUGCCUUGCUUCACAGCCACAUCUGGAGUUCAUUUCAUCUCACUCUGAAGAAGAUCAAGACAUCAGAUAUACAGGAGGAAAACCAUGGACAAGAUAAUCACCACUGGCAAACUUAAGGACAAGCCACCUUUCCGGGACAGCAGUAGUGCUGUGGUUCCUGCCAAAGUUAUGUGCCAUAACUGUUCAAAGCUAAAGAUAUUUCUUGGAGCUCUAGCUUUUUCCUUUUUUGCAAAAGGAUUUUCUGGAAGCUACAUGAAGAGCAUGUCCAGUCAAAUUGAAAGGAGAUUUGAAAUCUCAUCAUCAAUAUUUGGCAUUAUUGAUGGCAGCUUCGAGUUAGGUAACUUAAUGGUAAUGGUACUGGUGAGCUAUCUUGGUCCAAGGGUUCAUCGACCGAAAGUAAUUGCUGUUGGAUGUCUCAUCAUGUCAUUAGGAGCAUUUUUGUCAGUGAUGCCUCAGUUCCUAAUGGGACGUUAUAAUUAUGAAAGGAUAGCUGUUACUGUGGACAACUCAUCUACAAGUGUAUCAGCUUGCUCCCCAGCAUCCUCUGUGGGCCAUUCAGUCUCAGAUGCUACGGAAACACCCAGCACAAUGAAAAAUUCAGGAUGUGAAAAAACAUCAAAUUCCUAUCUUUGGCUCUUUGUGUUGAUGGGGAACCUUUUACGUGGAAUUGGAGAAGCACCAGUUAUGCCACUGGGGGUUUCAUACAUUGAUGACUUUUCUAAAGAAGAAAACUCAGCAUUUUACAUAGGCCUGGUGAGGUCUUCAGGAAUGUUUGGGCCAACUCUGGGCUUCCUGCUUGGAUCUUUCUGUGCCAGCCUCUGGGUAGAUAUUGGCGUUGUGGAUAUCGAUGCUAUUAACAUAAAUCCCAAGGAUACUCGAUGGGUUGGUGCCUGGUGGCUUGGAUUGCUCAUCUGUGGAGCAGUGAACUUCAUUGCUUCAUUGCCUUUUUUUUUUCUGCCUUACUCCUUAAUAAAAGAAGGAGAGGAUGAGAAUCCAAAGAAGAUCAGUCAUCUGCCUGUUCAAGGAGAUCACUGUAAAACAGACCCCCCAGCUCAGCCACAGUUAAAGUUCUCUGAGGCAGUAAAAGAUUUCCUACCAACUUUGAAGAAAUUGUUUGGAAAUCCAGUUUUCCUGGUGUAUGUGUUCCUCACCAUUCUGCAGUAUAAUUCUCUUGUUGGAUUGAUAACAUAUGAGACAAAGUUUAUGGAGCAGCAAUUUAAUGUAUCAGUGGCAAAAGCCAUCUUUCUAGUUGGUGUGAUACUUUUACCCAUUACAAUCCUGGGGAUGUUUCUAGGAGGCUAUCUGAUCAAGAAAUUCAAACUUCACAUAACUGGAAUGGCAAAGUUUGCAUGCAUCUCCUUUAUAGUAGCAUAUCUGUUAAACCUCUUGUACUUUAUGUGCAACUGUGAGGUGCUUCAGCUGGCUGGUCUCACAGUGCCUUACUCUGGGUUUAAACAACUUUCCUCCCCUAAAAACAGUUUCAUGUCCAGUUGCAAUGCUGACUGCAGCUGCAAGGUGGAUCAGUGGGAUCCUGUAUGUGGGGACAAUGGGAUUACUUACAUGACGGCCUGCUUUGCAGGAUGUAAAUCGUCAACUGGGAUGGGAAAGAAUAUGGUGUUUCACAAUUGCAGCUGUGUGGAAGGACAAGAGCAUGGACAUGGCAAUGCAUCUGCAGUUUUAGGACAGUGCCAAAGAGAGAGCUGUACCAAAGCAUUUCCCUAUUUUUUAGCAUUACAGACUGCAUGUGCAUUUAUUUUAGCCUUAGGAGGCACUCCUACAUACAUGAUUAUGUUUAGAUCUGUUUCACCAGACCUGAAAUCCUUUGCUGUUGGGAUCGAAACUUUGGGUGGUAGAAUACUAGGUGGACUCCCAGCCCCUAUUUAUUUUGGUGCCUUGAUAGAUGAGACCUGCUUGAAAUGGGGGACAAAAAGCUGUGGGGGAUCUGGAUCUUGCCGAAUAUAUGACACAAAAGCAUUCAGAAAUGUCUAUCUUGGCCUCAUUGCGGGACUACGGGCAGGGUGCUGUGUCUUGUACUUGGUGCUCUGUGUUUUAAUCAUGAGACGCUUCAAAACAGAUGACAAAGAUACGACAGAUAUUAAAAAUGCAGAAGAAACAAUCAACAAAGAAUCAGUUACAGUGAACAAAAAAGAAGCUCUUCCUGGUGCAAAAACCUCAGAAGAAAGUGAAGAAACUUGUAUGUAAAAAAGAAAUGCUUUUUCUUAACUCUGCCUAGUUUUCAAUUUUUUCUAAGCACAACAGGGGUCUACCCAACUUCAGCAGCUGGUUUACAUUUGGAAGUUCAAAAACUACCUUUGAAACAUUGACUUCUAAGUUGUUUCACCCUAUUCUCUUUUUCUCCUUAUCUGAAAAAAAAUAGAGGGGAAAGGUUUUCAAAAUUUGGGGGAACUCUUCCAUCCUUGUAUUCCCAGUCCUUUUCUAGUUUGCCUGUAGGACCAAUCAGGUUUUUUCAGUGUCAUCAUUUUGAUUAUAAUUUAAAAAUGAAAAAGAUGAAAUCUACAAUAAGCUUGUUUUCCAUUUUUACCAUCGUUAUUCCAUGUCCAAAGUCUCUGGUGGCUUCUAUGAUGUGUUUCCUUGUUACAGACUUGGUCCUACAGACCUUGCUCAGGUGAGAGCCCUAGGGCUGCCGGUGGUCAUAUGAACAAGAACUGCACAGAGACUCUAGGGUUUGUCUUGAACACGUUUACAAUCAAAAAGGAUUGCAAACAAAAGAAAGUAGUGUAUUAAUUUUGCAGCAUGUCUCAGUGCUGAGUUUGAGUCAACUUACUGUGAACUGAUGCAAUAAAUUGAUAGGUAUUAAAGUUA